AUGGAAGCUUCAAAACCCAUUUCUUCUCCAAUGAUUAGUGGCUGCAAACUAUCAAAAGCUAGCACUGAAGACUUCCUAAAUGCUUCUCUCUACUGUUCAGUAGUUGGCGCAUUACAAUAUGCACAUCACUGGUCCGUUGUUAAAUGUAUUCUUCGCUAUCUAAAAGGCACUACCUCUUGGAGUCUCCAUUUGCAAGAAGCCCCUUCCAACUCCUCUUUAUCCAUUCACGCCUACUGUGAUGUAGACUGGGCAUCUGAUCUUGAUGAUAGGAGAUCUACAUUAGGAGCCUCCAUCUUUCUUGGACCAAAUCUUGUGUCUUGGUGGUCCAAAAAGCAAACUGUUGUAGCUCGUUCUAGCACUGAAGCAGGAUAUAGAAGCCUUGCUCUUGCCAAAACUGAAGUUACUUGGAUACAAACCUUACUCUCUGAACUUAAAGUUCGUCAUUAA
Cajanus cajan (pigeon pea) is the source of this 447-nucleotide messenger RNA. The record is from RefSeq and is a predicted model, not a curated record. NCBI's taxonomy places the organism in Eukaryota, Viridiplantae, Streptophyta, Magnoliopsida, Fabales, Fabaceae.